AUUUGAAAGGAGUGGCCGUUUGAGUACCAACUUCAAACUUAAAAAACCCCUUCGUCCCUUCGAUGCAAUCCUCUCGUGACACCGACCAUAACCACAGAUUUCUUCACUUCACUGCGCCAUAGCCAUUCUAGAGACUCACGCUCACUGCAUUCCCAUUUUGUCUGAGAAACUGCUUUGUUUGAGAGAAUUAUGACAGGCAUUGUCAUGAUUACCAAGGGAGGUGGCUGCGCUGGUGGAGUUAGGGGGGCAAAGGGUACCAGAGCGAGCGAAGACGAGCAAAACCAGUUGUCAAUGGUGGCGAUUCUCUUGGCAGCUAUAAGGAAAUCUUUGGUGUCUUGCCGUUUUGAGGAGAGAGAAGAUGUGAUUCCUGCCGUUCAUCAUAUGGAGAUCGGGUGGCCUACAAAUGUUCAGCACAUUACGCAUGUGACGUUCGAUCGCUUCAAUGGGUUUCUGGGUUUGCCCGUGGAGUUCGAAGUCGAGAUCCCGUGUCGAGUCCCAAGUGCUAGUGCUAGUGUGUUUGGAGUCUCAGCAGAAUCAAUGCAAUGUUCUUUUGAUUCAAAAGGGAAUAGUGUCCCAACAAUUAUCUUGCUAAUGCAGGAGAGGCUGUACUCACAGGGAGGCCUAAAGGCAGAAGGGAUUUUUCGCAUAAACCCAGAGAAUGGCCAAGAGGAGAACGUGAGGGACCAGCUGAACAGGGGAAUUGUGCCUGAUGAUAUUGAUGUACAUUGCUUGGCGGGCCUUAUAAAAGCCUGGUUUAGAGAGCUUCCUUCCGGAGUGCUGGAUGGGCUUUCCCCUGAACAAGUUCUCCAUUGCAACACAGAAGAAGAAUGUGUUGAGCUUGUGAAGCAGCUAAAGCCAACAGAAUCUGCGUUGCUCAAUUGGGCCAUUGACCUCAUGGCUGAUGUUGUCCAGGAAGAAGAAUCCAAUAAAAUGAAUGCCAGAAAUAUUGCAAUGGUUUUUGCUCCAAACAUGACUCAGAUGUCUGAUCCAUUGACGGCACUGAUGCAUGCUGUACAAGUAAUGAACUUGCUUAAGACUCUAAUCACGAAAGUACUAAGAGAACGUGAAGAGACUGCAACUGGAGGAUAUUCACCGAUGUCAUAUCAUUCAUCUGGUCAACAAACUGAUGAGGAUUUUGACAGUCAGCAAGAGAUGGAUACCAGCUGUGAACUGAGACAUUCACCAUCAGAUUAUGAUGAAGAUCAGCAGGCCCAUUACGAUCCACACAAUGAAGAUGAUGAUGAUGAUGAUGAUGUUGAGUCAUUGAGUGAGAUAGAAGAUUGCUUCUUGAGGCAAUUGGAUGAGAACAAAAGCACCAGCAAUAUGUUCUUUAAGCAAUCACCAAGUGAUUUACCCAGAGAAUUUGGAAGUCCCAGAGCUUGCUCAGGGUUUAAAGCAGAAUCUGGCAUUUCAUUUACUGAGAGCAAAAAUGAGAAUUCCAGUUCAGCUACAAGUGAUGAAGACUCCAGGGCAAGUAUCACAGAUGUGGUUCAAGAAAUUGAUAGAAGUAGCCCAUCAAAAGGAUGUGAAAACUCUGAUGAUGUGGAGAUGGUUGACAAAUUAGCCGAGUCUGUCUUGCCCACGCAGUCGACCCUCUAGUAUUUUUCUCAAAGUGCUUAGGAGAGUACUUCGUUUCCAGAUUUUGGUUUGGUCUCUACCGUCACGGUUGCUUCUGUACAUUAACACUGCAUUAACUGUGUGGGCUUUGCUUGAACUGAGCAUCGGAGUAUUCUAGUAGUGUUGAUUAUUGUUAGAGAGUCAUGGUUCAGCUUUGGGCUGAACUGCUGCUUCUUUUGUGAGUUUCAGCAUAGAGCUGAGAACUUACUCUGUGUUUCUGUAGUGUGGAUUUCUAUUCUAACCUUGACAUUAUUAGGCUGGAAUGAUUCAUUAUACCUGAGUCUAAUUCCAUGUCUGUAUCAAAUGGAUUUGCAGAUGUCUAUGAUACUGAAUUCUACAUAGCUUCGUUCAACUUUACCUUGAAGUCAUCCAUGUUGCAUGUGUUUGAUUUCAAAUUGUAUUGUGGUCCAUUUUUCAUUCAAGAUGAAAUUAUACAAUUAGCUGUGGCUUAUCUUGUCA
Molecule: messenger RNA, 2076 nt
Organism: Hevea brasiliensis (rubber tree)
Lineage: Eukaryota; Viridiplantae; Streptophyta; Magnoliopsida; Malpighiales; Euphorbiaceae
Product: rho GTPase-activating protein 2
Exons: 4
Coding region: 190-1599 (469 amino acids)
Biological process (GO): signal transduction
Molecular function (GO): GTPase activator activity
Source: RefSeq, a predicted model, not a curated record